This is a messenger RNA of Oncorhynchus masou masou (cherry salmon), 800 nucleotides long. Its product is annotated as mesothelin-like protein. The record is from RefSeq and is a predicted model, not a curated record. Gene Ontology annotation, biological process: cell-matrix adhesion. Lineage: Eukaryota; Metazoa; Chordata; Actinopteri; Salmoniformes; Salmonidae. Gene Ontology annotation, cellular component: cell surface. Bases 321 to 755 code for a protein of 144 amino acids. The transcript is spliced from 7 exons.
AACCAACGGAACUGAUAGUCAAUGUUCCAGAUGAAAUGGCAACUGACAUUCCCAGCAAUCUACUGAAUUUCCCAACAACUGGAAAUCAAACUCACUGCUCUGAACAUCAACAAGAAAAACAUGGAAACCUCAGCAGGCUGUGCUGUUCUUUGAUACAGUAGCAAAUGGAUUGGAUGAGCCUGAUGACCUUUCUGAGUACGUGCUUCAAGGAUUCAUUUGCUCUCGUGUCCAGACUUUCACCAUAACAAGAAUUAAACCUCUCAUCAGAGCUUGCAGACGGUCGAAGAAAGGUGGUUCUCAAGGAGACACCGCUAACUUGCAUGUGGAACAACAUCAAAGGUGAAAGUCCUCAAGAUUUUGACAACUAUCCAUCAGAUAUGUUGCUGUAUUACAGCUACACCAACAUGCAACAGACCAACUGCAGAUCCUACUUCAUUGAAACAGGACGAGCAGACUUCUCUGCCCUGUCCAGCACGUUGGAUGGAAGAAAGGUUGAUCUACUGAACAAUGCCAAAAAGUGCCUGAACAUCAAAGGGACACAGCUCAGUCAAGAUAAUGUCGAGGUCCUGGGCAACAUGGUAUGUGCUCUGGAUGAGGGCUACAUUCAGAGCUCUGACUCUUACAUCCUGGAGAAACUAAAGAACUCCAGUGACUUCUCCGAUCAGCAGAUUAAAGCUAUGGAGACUGUUAUCUGCAGUGGCAACACCACAUAUGGAAACCCAAGCACAUGGACUGAAAAAACUAGAACAGCUUGACAUUCUUCCAUUGUACUUGACAGAGAACUUCUGGAAACACAUCAG